This is a messenger RNA of Haliaeetus leucocephalus (bald eagle), 1425 nucleotides long. RefSeq names its product neuronal pentraxin receptor (gene NPTXR). Bases 1 to 1425 code for a protein of 474 amino acids. The transcript is spliced from 6 exons. The record is from RefSeq and is a predicted model, not a curated record. Lineage: Eukaryota; Metazoa; Chordata; Aves; Accipitriformes; Accipitridae.
AUGCUGGCUUUCCUGGGGGCCAUCAUCUGCAUCAUCGCCAGCGUCCACCCGGCCGGGACCGCCGCUCCCCCCCCCCCCGCCGCCGCCGACAAUGACUCGGCCGCCGCCGCGCUCCUGCCCGCCGCCGACAAGGGGCUGGGAGCUCUGCACGGCCCCGCCGAGGCUCUGGCCAGCGCCGGGCCUCGGUUACCGGGGGGGCCGCCUCCUCCGCCGCUCUUUAGCCGUUUCGUCUGUACGCCGCUAAGCGCCGAAUGUCCGGUUACCGGCCCCGGGACCGGUCCCGGUCCCGGUCCCGAAGAGCUGUUGGCUUUGCGGAGCGCGGCGGCCCAGCUGCGCCGUACGGCGCUGGAGCAGAAGGAAAGGAUCCGGAUGGAUCAGGAGACCAUCCGGGAGCUCACCGGCAAGCUCAGCCGCUGUGAGGGGGGGCUGCCCGCCGGGCUCCGCGCCGCUCCGCGUCCCGGCACUAUGGGGCACCCCCCCGCCGAGCCCCCCGCCGUCCGGGAGCUGGAAGAGGCCGUCCGUGCCCUCCAGGACCGCAUCGACCGGAUCGAGCAGGAGCUGCCAGCCCGCACCAAUGGCUCGUCGCCCACCGCCCCAGCGCUCGCCCGCGAUGCCCUCCACACCAAGAUGGAGCAGCUGGAGGAGCAGCUCCUCUCCAAGAUCCUGACCCUGCAGAAGGAGCGCCAGGCUGCCAGCACCGACCGCAGCCAGCAGCAGCACGACAUCGAGAAGGAGCUGAACUCCCUCCAGAACCGGGUGAAGGAGCUGGAGCAUGGUAAGUCCUGCUACAGCCCUCCUGAUGCCUUCAAGGUGACCAUCCCGGUGCAGAACAACUACAUGUACGCCCGCAUGAAGAAGAGCCUGCCGGAGCUCUACGCCUUCACCAUCUGCAUGUGGCUGAAGUCUAAGGCCCUGGCGGGGCUCGGCACCCCUUUCUCCUACUCUGUCCCAAGCCAAGCGAAUGAGAUCGUGCUGCUGGAGUGGGGCACCAACCCCCUGGAGCUGCUCAUCAAUGACAAGGUUGCCCAGCUGCCGCUGAGCCUGAAGGACAAGGCCUGGCACCACGUCUGCGUGGCGUGGACCACCCGGGACGGCAAGUGGUCAGCGUACCAGGACGGCGAGCAGCGGGCCGCCGGCGAGAACCUGGCCUCCUGGCAUGCCAUCAAGCCCCAGGGCGUCAUCAUCCUGGGCCAGGAGCAGGACACGCUGGGCGGCCGCUUUGAUGCCACGCAGGCCUUUGUGGGGGAGCUGGCGCAGUUCGGCGUGUGGGACCACAUGCUGGCGCCAGCGGAGAUCCUGGGCUUGGCCAACUGCACCUCCCACCUCCAAGGCAACGUGAUCCAGUGGGACGACCAGGCGGUGGAGGUCUUCGGGGGUGCCAGCAAGGGGGGCUUUGCCGCCUGCGAGGAAGGGAGGAAGGCAUGA